Molecule: messenger RNA, 2385 nt
Organism: Melitaea cinxia (Glanville fritillary)
Lineage: Eukaryota; Metazoa; Arthropoda; Insecta; Lepidoptera; Nymphalidae
Product: A disintegrin and metalloproteinase with thrombospondin motifs 9-like
Exons: 12
Coding region: 256-2142 (628 amino acids)
Biological process (GO): extracellular matrix organization
Cellular component (GO): extracellular matrix
Molecular function (GO): metalloendopeptidase activity
Source: RefSeq, a predicted model, not a curated record
GCUCGUAAAUCGUAAGGUAGCGAGAGUCUGCCUCACAGUUUAGAUUGAGAGCGCGAGCGCGCCAACGUCGUCGAACGAACAUUUUUACGCGCUCUUCGGGAGAUUGGCGUGAAAAUGCAUGAUAAACAUCACUAAUUCAGACUAAGAAAAUAAAAAUAGUGUUAAACAGUUUACGAACAGUUCUUUGCUGACAAAUUAAUAUUUGUUUUGUAUAAGGAGUGAAUAUUCUAAAUAAGUUGGUGAACUGUUAAAAACAUGGCACUCACAGCAGUGAUUCUUCUCAUGAUCAUCACGACCGUGGUGGGCCGCGAGGACGUGUUGGCGUCCACGGCCACCCGCGACGUUCACUGCGGCCGGCGCCUCGUGUCGGGGCUCUUCUCCCGGCCGCGCCUGCCACUGGGCUACUCCUACGUGACGACCGUCCCGAGCGGUGCCUGCAGACUUAACGUCUCAGAAAUCGUAGCCAGCGAGAAUUACAUAGCACUAAGGGUAUCUAACGGCACAUACAUUAUGAAUGGAGAAUUUGCCGUAAGCGCUCCAGGCACAUACGAAGCUGCUGGCGCUCGAUUUUUGUACACUCGAUCUGCCGGUCUCGAUAAAAUAUUUGCUAUGGGACCUAUUCAGCGUUCUAUCGACAUAAUGGUCCUAUAUACGCAACCAAAUCCGAACAUAAAAUACGAAUACCUUACUGAUUCACUGCCAGAUGAAACAAGUAAUGAUAUUCCUACAGUGGACGAUGUACCUGAGCCACCUCAUCAUCAAACGCAAAGGCAUCAUCGACACCACAACGCCGAAUCUCACACGAGAGUAUUAGACAAAUCUGGCCCUUCAUUAUCGAAACAACCAGAAGCCAACUCCGUUGAAAAUCAGUAUCAGUUAGACACUAAUGUUGUAGGCGAUAGGAAGUUUGUGUGGAAAAUUUUAUCCUACACGCAAUGUUCUAGAACUUGCGGUGGGGGGCUCCAAAUCGGAAAGUUUAAAUGUGUAGAGCUAGAAAGUAAAGAGGAUCGUGAAGUGUCUCCAGCUCAUUGCAAUGGAUCACCGCCACCUUCUAAACGUAGACGGUGCGGAGUUGCCCCUUGUCCUCCUAGGUGGCGAGCAGCUGCUUGGGGACCAUGUCCAGUAUGUGGUCCAGCUCACCGUACAAGAAUUGUUGGAUGCGUCCAAGACCAUGCUCGAGGCAUUACUAAGAUAAGCGACCAAAAGUGCCCAUUACCUAUGCCAUCAAGUAAAGAACUUUGCAAUAUUCCUAAUUGUGAUGGACAAACUGCAGCUGAAAGCUCACCGAGACUUGAUGCGAGACGACAAGUUCGACUAAAUGACCGAAUAGAUACAUUCCGUGAGGGACCAGUGAUAUCACUCGCCACUAACAUAACAGAUAACGAAAUAAAACACACACAAGAACCCAAAUAUAGCUUUAGUGCUGCUGGUGGUUGGCUUUACACAGAAUGGUCUGAGUGUGUAGGUUGGUGUGUUGGAGGUGGAAUACAGUCACGUGGUGUUAGAUGCGCGGAACCUGAUGGAUGUUCAGCUCAUCGUGCACCUCAUGCUUCUCAAACUUGCACACCGAAAAAACAAUGUGACGCACAAUGGUUUACUGGUGACUGGUCGCCAUGCUCAGCUGCUUGUGAUGGACAUCAGGUUCGAGGAGUAAUUUGCAUAGGCGGUAAUGGAAGACGACUUCGCGAUAAUUUAUGUAAAGCACCCAAACCUGAAUCAGAGAGAGAGUGCGGGGACAAAUGUGCACCUUCGUGGUACCUUAGUGAUUGGAGUGAGUGCUCCGGUCCAUGUGAAGCGGGCAUACAAACGCGGACGGUGUGGUGCGCGCGAGGCGGUACGGGUGGCGCGGGUGGCGCGGCGCGGGACUCAGACUGCGCGGGCGUGCGUCCACCCGCGCGCCGUACUUGCGUCCCUGCGAGAUGCACCACGCGAGCUGUUGUCAAACCCGCUGUUGUGGCUUCAGAUCCGCAGCAACGCGUGACAAGACACCAAAGCCAAAAUACACAAAAUGUCAAGGAACGCUCAUUUAGUAAAGGAGCAUGUGUAGAUAAGCUGACAAACUGCGCACUAGCGGUACAGGCGCGUCUCUGCCACUACCACUAUUAUGGCGAUAAUUGCUGCCAUUCGUGCCACGGUCGGUAAACGGCAAAGUUGAUGGUACCAUUUGAAGGAAAGUAAAGAGCUACGACUCAUAGUAUUGUGAUACAAAUGGACAAAUUGUGACUACACAAAUACUAUAACGUACAUUUAAAUCUAUAAACACUUUCAAUAAUUCAAUUAAAAUUUAAUUAACUGCAUUGAAAGUAGCUUUGUAACUCAUAAAAAUUUUUAAAUAAGAAAUUUCACUAUUUUUUACGGCUAAUGAACUUUUAUUAAAUUGAAAAA